This is a messenger RNA of Durusdinium trenchii, 4792 nucleotides long. Lineage: Eukaryota; Dinophyceae; Suessiales; Symbiodiniaceae. The record is from the annotation of a GenBank genome assembly.
AGCUGUUAUGCUACAGUUAGAUUCAUUGACGGAAGCCAGCCAUGAAAUGGCAAUGCUGUAGCUCUUGCGAAGGCUGCACUGUCACUGUAAUUGUUUGAUGGCGACAGGGAUUUGCCUAGGUCGCACAAGUGCCAGUGCUAGCCAAUGCAUGCAGAGAAGUGUUUGUUUCAGGUGUGCCGGAACGGCGUGCUUGGCAGUUUUCCUGACCUUAAUAUUGCAAGGAUGUGAGGUCACAUGCACUUCUGAUCUCUAUGGAGUGAGCUCAUGUGUGAAAGCCCAAUACUGCGACCAGAUGGCCAGUUCAGUUCUGGAGGGAAUGCCUAUUGAGUUGUGUAUAGCAGAGUGUGGCUAUCGGAACUGCACAGCCAUUCAACGUGAUUGCAGUGGUCGAUGCUUGCUGAUGGAACACUGUGGCCACACGGCACCAACACGCAUUUGCAACACCAUAUAUUACCUCGACGUUGAGCUAUUGACUACAACAACGACCACAACAACAGUCCGGGGCCGUUGCUACAAAGAUGCGCCUGUCAACGAGAACUAUUUGUGCUCUCCUACGAGCGCUUGCCGAAAGGAAUAUCAAGUUGGAAUCUACAUGGGUUUUAUGAUGCUACAAGACUGCCUCAAUGAGUGUGAUCUUCGUCCGUUUUGCAGAAGUGUCGAGUACCAGGGCAGCAUGCGGCCGCAAUGCUGGAUGUGGCACACCGACUGCGUGGAGUCACCAUCAAUCACAGAGGGCAGCGUGUAUCACAAAGCCAUAUACAAGACUACUGCAACCAUGAGCACAACCUCGGAAGUGCCAGUACUGUCCUCAACAUCACUUCAGCCGGACUUCUCUGCUACCUGUUUUCCGGGCAUUGUGGAUGCCGGGACCUACGAGUGCACACCGAGGUCCAGCUGCAGGAAUCAGGAAUUUGCGAACUAUCUCCCAAAUGCGGUGUCCUUGCAAGAGUGCAUGGACCAGUGUGAUGCUGAUGACAGCUGCCAGGCCUUCGUGCACGAAUGCAAUGGGAACUGUGCGAUGAUGAUUGACAUCGGCUGCGAUGGGGAUAUCCCCAUUGGAGUUAAUGCACAGUUCCGUGGAGCUUGUGGAAGCGUCUACAGAAAGGUCAUGUCGAUGGCCACGACCACGCAGGUGCCACCCGGCUGUCACGAGUCAGUGCUGCAGAAUCCUGAUUAUACAUGCGAGCCUUUAAAGAGCUGCACCAAUUACUGGGAAGCAUUGAACUUGGGAGCCAUCCCCUUGCGAGAUUGCAUGGCUCAAUGUAUGAAGUAUGAUUGCGGCGUCAUCCAGCAUCAGAAUGGCUCUACAUGCCUUCUUUUAAGAGAAUGUAGUAGCGCCUUAAGCGCCUCAUUCGCCGGGACCAGCCUGUAUUUUCGAGAUCGAUUGUGGCCACAUUGGAUGGAGACAACCACCAGCACCACCACAGUCUUCGGGCAGUGCAGGGCCGGUGCCCAAACUGCUAUGCUUGACUUUGCCUGUCAGCCUUCCACACAUUGCAUUGAACAAAGCUCCCCAAGGAUUACCUACCGUAACACGACCAUUGAUAUUUGCGCAGAGAUGUGUCGGCAAGAACCUGAACAUUGUCAGUACAUGCAGCAUGACUGCAAUGGUGAUUGUCUUUUCUUGACUCGUUGCACUCCUCGAAGAAGCUCCUGCGGUGCGAGAGUUUACUUCAGACUCCAUGUGGCGAUGCCCUCCAGCCAACAUCUCUUUUUCGACACGAGCCUUGCUGUAGCAUACAGCCAAACUUGCUAUGGCUCUGGCUGUGAAGUACAUGCAGUUUGCCCAUUUGGCUUCUACCCCACUGAAUGCCAGCUCAUCUCUUCAUGGGGAGGAGCAAGCAUGUACACCAAUGAUUUCGUUGAUAUGAGAUGGCAUACUGGUCUUUGCACUGCAGUGGGCGCUGGCCCAGCGGCUUUGACCUUGCAGGCUUUUUGCACUCGACGACUGCGAACGUUCAGCUAUUUUCCAGAAAAUGACAGUUUCAACAGCAAAGCUACAUGUCCAGAGGGCAAUGCAAUGAUGAGCUGCCUUUGCUUGGCACCUGAAUCGAACCGUCGUGCCUGUAACGACCGAAUCCAUUUUCAACCAAAUUUCAGAAGCAACGCCCCUGCGAUUUGUCAGCUCUCUGACUUGGAUCCUGCAGGUGGAGCAAGAGUCGGGGCCAUAUGUGCCGCUGCACAUGAUGGAGUCAGAGUACAAAAUUUCAGACCUGAGCAAGCACAGCACACAUUUGAUGAAAUCCAAUACUGUGGCUGGAUGAACCUAGAUGCGGCAGGUGCUAACAUGUCGGAAGUUCAAAGGUAUGAGGCCGAUUGCCGGGCCUUCAUGCAGGAGCCUUCAGACUACUUUGUUGGGGGCUGCAGAACCUCCGAGUGCUUUGAUUUGGCCGACUGCGUGAGGAAAUGCAACCUAUGUAGUGAGUGCGCAGGUGUACUUCACAUGGCAGAUGGAGACCCAAUGGGUCUCGGAAUCCAGUGCAUCAUGCAGCAGAAGGAUCGGCUCAACUUCCCUGUUGAGACGACGCUGACCAAUCCUGCGCGUGAUGAGCUACUCUAUGUCAACACCCGCGGCAGACACUGCUCCCCACAGCAUGAGAUCAAGCGGCUGAGUCUUUUCCAAGACGCUGCAUGCACACUCCCAGUCUAUCCAGAAAAGGUGCAGGUCGGUGAUCAAGUGUUGCAGUCGAAUUGGUCAGUCUCGACGGCAGCCUAUAUUCCUGAAUGCUCUCCAGAGUGUGCUGGCACUGACAUCCAGUUGUUUGCUUCUUUUGCCAACGCGUCGUCCACAUUAUGUGCUAUCAUUCAUUCUUCCUUGGGCUUCGCACAGGGGUGGAGCCUGGACGCCGGCAGCCGAACGGUGGCAACUUCUGCAGGUGCACGGGUAUCAUUUGGCAGGACUCCGGCAGAUCCUGCAAGCUUCCCAAAAGGAAGCACCGUCACGUUUGAGGGCUCUUUGGUGAUUAUUUGCCGAAGUCAGCUGGGGGAAUGCGUUCUGCCAAAGAAAUGGAUUCCAGUACUCGCAGGGCAAUUUGCGCGAAUGCUGGCAAUUCCACCGCAUUCGAUUAAUUUGAUCUCACGUAUGCCCAAAUCUCAAUGGGCAGACAGCGAUCGACGACUCCAAGAGGAUGGCCGAAACAUGCUGGCGGAAAUCUCCAUGGGCUUCACUUUGAGAGUGAAACUUGUCAUGGACACCCCAAAUGCUGCUGAGCUGGCCCUGACCGUAGCUGCGGAUUUGAAGGCGAUGGCAGGACAAUUGGAUUUGCUUUCAGAAAUGCUCAACCAGAUCGUUCCAAUGGAUGUGCUUGUCAAUGCCUUUGGCACUUUUGGUAGUUUCUCCCGCUAUGUUGAUCCACCAGUUUUUCGGGAGAUCCCAACUGUCACCACUACGACAAGCACGACAACAUCUACUUUCAAAAUAUCGACUGCAGCGGACGAGGAGGACGAGAACGUUGUUCUCACAACACUGGUGGUUCUGAGCAUCUCCUUUGGAAUGAUUUGGAUUUGCUCGACAAUCGUCUACAUGCUGUACCGACGGAUUCGCUUGACAAAGGCACAAGAAAGAGAGCGAGGCGGCAAGGGUGUCGAUUGUGCUGUUAUAUACAGUACUUGCCUUGUAAACAAACAUAAAGGGCUGGGAAACCCACUAAUCAGACAGUUUCAGCCUUUCAUACACAAAAGUUCUGAAUUGCUCCUAACAAUGCUUGAAACUUGGAUAUUCCUCCGCUCAUGCGCACACAAUUGAUACUCAAGUCUUUAACCCGUGCAUAAAUAUGGAGAUGAGAUAAGCUAACAGCUAACGUUCAGACAGUCACAUUUCAGAUGGUUCCUGCAUGUUCCUGAACACGCAGUCAUUUGGAAGAGGGAGUAUCAUUCUACUUGUAGUUUUGCCCUAUCGUGUAUCCCAGAAAUAGUGGAAGCAGCCGAGAACUCAUGGCGGCACAAGCAAUGGCGACAGAUUGCUGUCCAAGACGUGCCUUUUGGCAAAUCAUUCCGUGCAAGACGAAAGAAAAACAGAUACUGCAUAGAUCCUCCCCAGCUCGUCCUUUGAGAAGCAGCUUUGAACGUGCAAAUUGCUCGCAUCUGUGAAGUGCGUGUGUAGAGCAGAACAAUGAGAAAACCAUGAAAACACAUUUGCGCCCAGGGCCUUCACGCAAAGGAGAAAGCCAAAGAGGGCACUCAAACAUAUCAAGCGUGAGGACAUCCCAGCAGAACUUUGUCCUUCCACUGCGCAGCGCAAGAACCAAAGGCACAAAGCUUUGAUUGCUAGGACAGUGACAACUCAAUUGGGUGCAUCGGUGGGCUUUGGCCGGAUUAUAUAACGUGGGCUUUGUAUGGCUUAAGCUUUAGCAUCGUCUUGCAAAGGAUCCGUGUUGCCUUCUUGUAUUUUUGAGGCUGCCCAUCCGCGUCGUCAGCUCAAAUGCUGAAGAGCACGAAAGCUGCAGAGAGUUCUUGCCACCCCUGUCCGUGGGGUAUCAGCCGUAUUGCCUUUCUGAAUUGGUUGUAUGUUGAAGCGACCUUUCCAUUGGACAGCCUGCAAAGGGAGUGUGCGAGAAAGUGGCCAAGAUGGUUUCACGCUGAGCAGCCACGUCAUGAUGUGAAGCAACAACAUUCACUUUUCGCACAGUCUUUGUGCGAGAGCCGUGCCUCAUAGGUGUGCAACCUGACAGAACUUGAAAUUUCAAUUUCAGCCUCACGCUGACAAUGUCACGUGUGCAAGACAUUAGUAGCAAUUCAAGAGUACGCCAGUUUCCAGCACCUUCCUUGCCUGCUUUUUGGAUCCGGGGUUGAG